AUGUCUUCGCCAGCUUCGCGUCGCGGGCGCCCUGCGAGAAGCACAGCGUCUUCGACUCCUCGCUCGACUAGAUCUCAGCAAGUUUCGAGUACCCCUCAGUCCAACGCAAACGGAUCACAAACGACUCCACGCGCGUCCAGGCGACUUCAGAAUGAAAACACUGUAGCAUCAUCAUCUCCCUUAAUGUAUCAAUCAUCAUCACCCGUGCGUGGCGAGCAGACGAGAAUGAAUAUCAGCUCGCCCAUCAGAGAAUCUUCGGUUGCAGAUGGCGAGACAACGCCCSGAGCCACUCGGACUGGCAUGCGAGACUCAUCGCCGAUCCGUUACAUGUCCAGCUCAAGCCCACCGCGAAACAACAACCGUCAGGAUAUUCGUUCUGACAUACCCAGCAGCAGCAGUGGUCUUUUUGUUGGAUCAUCUCGCCCAGAACUUUCCGGCUACUCACGCAAUGUCUCACGCCGCGGAGAUAUUCACUCAGAUAAUUUUGGUAGUACACCGUCAGGUCGUCGGAGAGUUUUUGUGGACGCAAAUGGUAUGCCGGUCAAUGAAGAGCAUACUCACUCUGAUGCGACGUUUACCAAUCUCAACCCCGGCACUUCAGAGGCAGAUGUGCUCGGUGGUACCUCCACACGUGUGAUCUGGGGUACCAACAUCUCCAUCCAGGAUUCCAUGUCCGCAUUCAAGAACUUUCUAUACAACUACGCCAGGAAGUACCGCAUGUGGGCCGACGGUGCUACCGAGGACGAUACGAGGGCAAUGGGUGAUGCUGCAGAGGAAAAAGAAUAUAUCACCAUGCUGAACAAUAUGCGAAAGCUGGGCGUCACCGGCUUGAACCUUGAUGCGAAAAACCUAAAAGCAUAUCCUUCAACUCUGAAAUUGUGGCAUCAGUUACAUGCAUAUCCACAAGAAAUAAUCCCACUUAUGGAUCAAGCAAUCAAAGAUGUCUUGCUUGAAUUGGCCAUGCACGAAAUGGAUACCCUCAGAAGCCAGGCCCAGCGAAACCAAACACGGACACGAGACAGUUCAGCGGCGCCUGUGCCAAGCUCAGAUGCUAUGAGUGAGACGGGUCGUGCUGCUCCUGAUAAUACGCCCAGUCUGGUCCAACAAGUAGAAAGCAACACAUACAAGGUCCUGCCAUUUGGCUUGGACAAGUCUGUCAAUAUGCGAGAACUGGACCCCGCAGACAUGGACAAACUCAUCAGUAUCAAAGGUCUGGUCAUUCGCACAACUCCAGUAAUUCCCGAUAUGAAAGAAGCUUUUUUCACUUGUCAAAUCUGUAACCACAGCGUCAGGGUUGACAUCGACCGAGGAAAAAUCAUGGAACCCACUUUUUGCCCACGGGCCCAGUGCAAAAGCCCUAACUCAAUGCAAUUGAUUCACAACCGCUGUGGCUUUGCUGACAAGCAAGUCAUCAAACUUCAAGAGACUCCCGAUAGUGUUCCAGAUGGUCAGACUCCUCACUCUGUCUCUCUGUGCGCUUAUGAUGAACUGGUCGAUGUCUGCAAAGCUGGUGACCGGAUCGAGGUCACUGGCAUUUUCCGAUGCAAUCCUAUGCGUGUGAACCCCCGCCAGCGAACCACAAAGGCUCUUUUCAAGACGUAUGUGGAUGUUCUGCAUAUUCAAAAAGUGGACAAGAAGAAAAUGGGCAUCGAUUUGUCGACUGUAGAACAGGAGCUCUCGGAACAAGCUGUGGGUGACUCUGAGCAGGCUCGAAAGGUCACAGCAGAGGAGCUCGAGAAGAUUAAAGAAACAUCGCGGCGCCCUGAUGUCUACGAAGUUCUAGCCAGGUCUCUGGCGCCAAGUCUCUACGAGAUGGACGAUGUGAAGAAGGGAAUCUUACUUCAGCUGUUUGGUGGCACAAACAAGACCUUCCAAAAAGGAGGCAAUCCACGUUAUCGUGGUGAUAUCAAUGUUUUACUCUGUGGUGAUCCCUCCACUGCCAAGUCACAGCUACUUCGAUAUGUCCACAAGAUCGCACCUCGUGGAGUUUACACGAGUGGAAAGGGUUCUUCUGCCGUUGGUUUGACGGCAUACGUCACUCGAGACCCUGAAACUCGCCAGCUUGUUCUCGAAUCGGGCGCCCUUGUCUUGUCAGACGGAGGUGUCUGCUGCAUUGACGAGUUCGACAAGAUGAACGAGUCCACUCGGUCAGUCUUGCACGAAGUGAUGGAGCAGCAGACUGUAUCUAUUGCCAAGGCUGGUAUUAUUACUACACUAAAUGCACGUACCAGUAUUCUAGCCUCUGCCAAUCCGAUUGGCAGCAAGUACAACCCGAACUUGCCUGUUCCACAGAACAUCGAUCUACCCCCAACUCUACUGUCGAGAUUCGACUUGGUAUAUUUGGUCCUCGAUCGAGUCGAUGAACAAGAGGAUCGUCGCUUGGCCAAGCAUCUCGUUGGCAUGUAUCUGGAAGACGCUCCUGAAACUGCCAGCCGAGAGGAAAUAUUGCCUAUCGAGUUCUUAACAUCAUAUAUUACCUACGCUAAGACGCAAAUUCACCCCGUUCUCACCCAGCCCGCGGCUAAUGCUUUGACGGAGGCGUACGUCGCUAUGCGCAAGUUGGGAGACGAUAUUCGAGCUGCAGAGCGUCGUAUUACAGCUACUACGCGUCAAUUGGAGUCUAUGAUCCGUCUCUCAGAAGCUCACGCCCGUAUGCGUCUUUCUACCGAAGUAACAGCAGAAGACGUCGAGGAAGCCGUGCGACUCAUUCGGUCCGCACUCAAACAAGCCGCAACGGAUGCACGCACCGGUCUGCUUGAUAUGAGUUUGCUUACCGAGGGCACCAGUGCCAGCGAGCGUCGUCGCCGUGACGACCUGAAGAAAGCAGUCCUCAGUCUCGUCGAUGAGAUGGGUGCUAGUGGCACGGCGCCCCGUUGGACAGACGUGCUCAAAAGACUCAACGAUAACAGCAGCAUCGAAGUCGAGGGCACCGAAUUUCAGAAUGCGGUUCGGGCUCUUGAGACAGAGGGACUGGUCAAUGUCACUGGAGACCAUGCCCGACGAAGCAUUCGACGAGUGGGCGGUGCGAUUUGA
This is a messenger RNA of Talaromyces amestolkiae, 3033 nucleotides long. RefSeq lists its product as uncharacterized. Bases 1 to 3033 code for a protein of 1010 amino acids. Gene Ontology annotation, biological process: DNA strand elongation involved in DNA replication; mitotic DNA replication initiation; double-strand break repair via break-induced replication. Gene Ontology annotation, cellular component: MCM complex; nucleus. The transcript is spliced from 5 exons. NCBI's taxonomy places the organism in Eukaryota, Fungi, Ascomycota, Eurotiomycetes, Eurotiales, Trichocomaceae. Gene Ontology annotation, molecular function: single-stranded DNA binding; ATP binding; single-stranded DNA helicase activity. The record is from RefSeq and is a predicted model, not a curated record.